Danaus chrysippus (African queen) is the source of this 1269-nucleotide messenger RNA. The record is from the annotation of a GenBank genome assembly. NCBI's taxonomy places the organism in Eukaryota, Metazoa, Arthropoda, Insecta, Lepidoptera, Nymphalidae.
AUGCCUUCGUUUAAUCAAGAAAUUAACGUUGAUCUUAAUUCCAAUGAAAAUUGCUUGUAUAAGAUUGAUUCAAAAGAGGAAAAGAAAGAAGAAGUGAAGUAUGUCGCCAACGACGUAGUAAGUAACGGAGUGCCAGAAGGCCUUAACGAUGAUCAGAAGCUAGCCUUUGCAUUAAGAGAUUUUUUGGGACCGUCAAAUGCUGUCUUGGACGAAGAAGAGCCAUCUCCAUCCAACAUUGAGCAGAAACUGCCUUAUAUCGAUGAGGUCGUUGAUAAUGAAGAGGCUGCACAAUCCGAUGACGAGCCGACUCAAAGUUAUGAAACAGAUGAAGUACUUAAUAAUGCUGCAUGCCGACUUAGACGAUGGCGAGCGGCGUCAAGAAAACUUCGUCGUCCGCGAAUUAUUAAUAAUUUAAAUACAAAAGAGGGUUGCAACGGUGGAGUAAAAACAGUUAAUAGCCAUACAGAUCUGGCUGACCGUUUGCGGAGUUUAGCAGCAGCAAGUAAUAUGUCAGCAUCAGCAGGGGAAUUGCUGUCUCUGGCGCCACCACCCCCGGCCGCGACCGCACCGCCAUCGCCGGGAUGUCUCCUUACACCUUCACUAGCAGACCAGAGUUCAUCAGAAUAUUUCGGUUCGAGUCCGGAAUGCUGUGCUGACAAUAGCAGCCAGAAGAGUGGUUCUGUGGGCACCCCUCUCCCACCUCCUGGACCACGCUACAAGCUGGCCACAGAAGGCGCCCUCAGGAUCUGCAGUUUCCAACACACAAGGACAGUCGUCGACAAGAUCCUUGGAGCAAAAUUCUUCAGGAAAUGGGAAACACACGUACUGUGUUUGCUAGAAUAUCACAUUGUAUCUAAAACUCCUUCUGGUCUUUUGGAAAGACCGUUGACGUAUAGCUGCAUGCAGGAGGUUUAUUGCAUCACAAGAUGGGAUCAAGCGAGGAAAUACUGCCUUCGCAUUGUUAUGCCACACGGAUCGAUUCUCUUACAGGCAAACGACGCUUACACAAGGGACCAAUGGUAUUACUCAAUAAUAUGGAGGAAAAACAUGAUAAGGUACAGAAAUUUCUUGACCAAAUCAGUGAGGAAAGAAGUCGUAUUCAAAGAGCUUAAGAAUAUGGUGGAUUUUGUGAUGACAACACCGUUACAAGACGAAAGUGUUACAAGAACUCCUCUUCAAAUCCUGACCGAUCUACUUCAGAAAACAAAGAUAACUCAGAUUGGGAGGAGUGGACGGAAACGGCGGCUAGCGUUGCGGCUCCACUGUUAG